GUGGGCUGCGCGGGGAGCGGGUGGCGGGGGAGGGAGGAGGAUGCGGCCAGGGCCGCGGGGCCGCCUUCGCCUCUGAGCCGCGCCGAGCUCACGGAGCAGCCGCGUCGCUGCGGCCCGACCGCGCCAUGGGGAAGGAGCAGGAGCUGGUGCAGGCGGUGAAGGCGGAGGACGUGGGGACCGCGCAGAGGCUGCUGCAGAGGCCGCGGCCCGGGAAGGCCAAGCUCCUGGGCUCCACCAAGAAGAUCAAUGUCAACUUCCAGGACUCAGAUGGCUUCUCUGCCCUGCACCACGCGGCUCUGAACGGCAACACGGAGCUGAUCACCCUGCUGCUGGAGGCCCAGGCUGCCGUGGACAUCAAGGACAACAAAGGCAUGCGGCCACUGCACUAUGCGGCCUGGCAGGGCCGGAAGGAGCCCAUGAAGCUGGUGCUGAAGGCAGGCUCAGCCGUGAACGUCCCGUCCGACGAGGGCCACAUCCCCCUGCACCUGGCGGCCCAGCACGGUCACUAUGAUGUGUCAGAAAUGCUGCUCCAGCACCAGUCCAACCCAUGCAUGGUGGACAACUCAGGGAAGACGCCCCUGGACCUGGCCUGUGAGUUUGGCCGCGUUGGGGUGGUCCAGCUGCUCCUGAGUAGCAACAUGUGUGCAGCCUUGCUGGAGCCCCGGCCAGGGGACACCGCUGACCUCAAUGGCACCAGCCCCCUGCACCUGGCAGCCAAGAACGGCCACAUCGACAUCAUCAGGCUCCUCCUCCAAGCUGGCAUUGACAUUAACCGCCAGACCAAGUCUGGCACAGCCCUGCACGAGGCUGCGCUCUGUGGGAAGACAGAAGUGGUCCGGCUGCUGCUGGACAAUGGGAUCAAUGCCCAUGUGAGGAAUACCUACAGCCAGACAGCCCUGGACAUCGUGCACCAGUUCACCACGUCCCAGGCCAGCAAGGAGAUCAAGCAGCUGCUGCGAGAGGCCUCGGCGGCCCUGCAGGUCCGGGCGACCAAGGAUUACUGCAACAAUUACGACCUGACCAGCCUCAAUGUGAAAGCUGGGGACAUUAUCACAGUCCUAGAGCAGCAUCCAGACGGCCGGUGGAAGGGCUGUAUCCAUGACAACCGGACGGGCAACGAUCGGGUGGGCUACUUCCCGUCCUCCCUGGGCGAGGCCAUUGUCAAGCGAGCAGGCAAGUCCCACCCAGGAUCCCGAGCAGGUGCCGAACCAAGCCCACCCCAGGGAGGCGGCUCAUCAGGGCCCUCUGCGCCCCCCGAGGAGAUCUGGGUGCUGAGGAAGCCUUUUGCGGGCGGGGACCGCAGCGGCAGCUUGAGCAGUGUGGCCAGUGGCCGAAGCAGUGGGAGUCACACCCUGCACGCAGGCUCUGAAGGGGUCAAGCUCCUGGCGACAGUGCUUUCCCAGAAGUCUGUCUCUGAGCCUAGCCCUGGGGACAGCCCCGUCAAGCCUCCGGAAGGGUCUGCAGGUGCAGCCCGGUCCCAGCCUCCGGUGGCCCAGGCUGGGCAGGUCUAUGGCGAGCAGCCCCACAGGAAGCUGGAGCCAGCAUCGGAGGGCAAGAGCACAGAGGCUGUCACCCAGUGGCUCACCACGUUCCAGCUACAGCUGUAUGCUGCCAACUUCAUCAGCGCCGGCUAUGACCUGCCCACCAUCAGCCGUAUGACCCCUGAGGACCUCACAGCCAUCGGGGUCACCAAGCCAGGCCACCGGAAGAAGAUCACUGCAGAGAUCGGCAGCCUGAACAUCUCGGACUGGCUGCCUGAGCACAAGCCCGCUAACCUGGCCAUGUGGCUCUCCAUGAUUGGCCUGGCCCAGUACUACAAGGUGCUGGUGGACAAUGGCUACGAGAACAUCGACUUCAUCACCGACAUCACCUGGGAGGACCUGCAGGAGAUUGGCAUCACCAAGCUGGGACACCAGAAGAAGCUGAUGCUGGCAGUGAGGAAACUGGCAGAGUUGCAGAAGGCAGAAUAUGCCAAGUAUGAGGGAGGACCUCUGCGCCGGAAGGCACCCCAGUCGCUUGAAGUGAUGGCCAUCGAGUCGCCGCCCCCGCCUGAGCCUGCCCCGGUGGACUGCCAGUCUCCUAAGAUGACCACGUUCCAGGACAGUGAGCUCAGUGGCGAGCUUCAGGCUGCCAUGACUGGCCCUGCUGAGGGGGCUGCUGGGGCCGAGAAGCCCUCCAACCACCUGCCGCCCACUCCGAGGGCCUCCAUGCGGCAGGAGCCCAGUCUCGGUGGGCAGGCACGGCACAUGAGCGGCUCUCAGGAGCUGCUGGGCGAUGGGCCCCCCGGGCCUGGCAGCCCCAUGUCACAGAGCCAGGAGUACCUGCUGGAUGAGGGGCCCACCCCUGGCACCCCACCCAAGGAGACCCGGCCCAGCCGCCACAGCCACAGCGUCAAGAGGGCCAGUGUGCCUCCAGUGCCUGGCAAGCCACGGCAGGUCCUUCCACCAGGUGCCUGCCACUUCACCCCCCCCCAAACGCCCACCAAACCCCGGCCAGGCUCCCCCCAGACACUGGGGGCGCCUCAUGGUUCAGCCCCAGCCACAGCCAAGGUGAAGCCAACACCACAGCUGCUGCCGCCAGCAGAGCGACCCAUGUCACCCCGCUCACUGCCUCAGUCACCCACACACCGUGGCUUCGCCUAUGUGCUGCCCCAGCCCGUGGAGAGCGAGGCAGGGCCAGCCACUCCUGGGCCUGCCCCUGCAGCCACGCCCACACCUGUGCCCACACUGUGCCUGCCCCCCGAGGCUGAGGUGGAGCCGGGCCGGCCCAAGAAGCGUGCCCACAGCCUGAAUCGCUACGCAGCGUCAGACAGUGAACCAGAGAGGGACGAGCUGCUGGUGCCAGCUGCUGCGGGGCCCUAUGCCACAGUCCAGCGCCGUGUGGGCCGUAGCCACUCGGUGCGGGCAUCUGCCAGUGCUGACAAGAAUGUCAACCGCAGCCAGUCUUUUGCGGUGCGGCCCCGAAAGAAGGGGCCACCGCCACCCCCACCCAAGCGCUCUAGCUCAGCCAUGGCUAGUGCCAGCCUGGCCGAUGAGUCCGUGCCAGACGCUGAGGCCGAGGGGGCUGGGACCGAGGACGGCCGGCUGGGGGUCCGGGCACAGCGCCGGCGGGCUAGUGACCUGGCUGGCAGUGUGGACACAGGCAGUGCCGGCAGCGUGAAGAGCAUUGCAGCCAUGCUUGAGCUGUCAUCCAUUGGGGGUGGGGGCCGUGCGGCCCGCAGGCCUCCUGAGGGCCACCCCACACCUUGCCCUGCCAGCCCAGAGCCAGGCCGGGUGGCCACAGUGCUGGCCUCAGUGAAGCACAAGGAGGCCAUUGGGCCUGAUGGUGAAGUGGUGAACAGGCGCCGCACGCUCAGUGGGCCUGUCACGGGACUUCUGGCUGCUGCCCGCCGGGGUCCUGGGGAGCUGGGGGAACCUGCAGAUCAGAGCCACUUCGUGGAAGAUGGCACCACCCGGCAGCGGCCUCGAGGUCCAGUAAAGGGCGAGGCAAGUGGGGAAGGCCCACCCCUGGCCAGGGUGGAGGCCAGCGCCACACUCAAGAGGCGCAUUAGAGCCAAGCAGAGCCAGCAGGAGAAUGUCAAGUUCAUCCUGACUGAGUCUGACACGGUCAAGCGCAGGCCCAAGGCCAAGGAGCGCGAAGCGGGUCCCGAGCCUUCCCCGCCACUGUCCGUGUACCAGAACGACACAGGCACCGUGCGCCGCAGACCGACCUCUGAGCAGGCUGGGCCCCCUGAGCUGCCCCCACCUCCCCCACCCGCCGAGCCCCCGCCCUCCGACCUGAUGCACCUGCCCCCGUUGCCCCCACCUGACAGUGACGCUCGGAAGCCAGCCAAGCCUCCCGUCUCGCCCAAGCCUGUCCUGUCUCAGCCAGUGCCCAAGAUCCAGGGCUCUCCCACACCUGCCUCCAAGAAGGUGCCGCUGCCAGGUCCGGGCAGCCCAGAGGUGAAGCGCGCCCACGGCACACCUCCGCCCGUGUCGCCCAAGCCGCCGCCGCCGCCGACGGCGCCCAAGCCGGCCAAGGCCGCGGCGGGACUGCCGUCCGGCAGCGCCGGCCCGUCGCCCGCGCCCUCGCCUGCGCGCCAGCCGCCAGCCGCCCUCGCCAAGCCGGCCAGCACGCCGCCCUCGUCGAGCGCCAGUCCAGCCAAGCCCCCGUCCCCGGGCGCGCCCGCGUUGCACGCGCCCGCCAAGCCGCCGCGCGCCGCCGCCACCGGGUCCCCAGCCGCGCCCGACGGCGCCUCGCCGGGGGACAGCGCCCGGCAGAAGCUGGAGGAGACGAGCGCGUGCCUCGCUGCAGCGCUGCAGGCCGUGGAGGAGAAAAUCCGGCAGGAGGACGCCCAAGGCCCGCGCCUUCCGGCAGCGGAGGAGAAAAGCACCGGCAGCAUCCUGGAUGACAUCGGCAGCAUGUUCGACGACCUGGCCGACCAGCUGGACGCCAUGCUGGAGUGACCCGGCCGCCCACUCCGGGCCCGGCCGCGCCGCCCGGGCUUCCUCCGCACACUGACCUUUACCUCAGGGCGGGCACCUCGGGGCGCGGCGCAAGCGGCCGGGCGCAGGGGACAGCCCGCCAGGCGGGCGGGGGCGGGCCGUGCUGCCCAGCCCCUGCACAAGCACAACUCCCGCCCCCUAGGCCCGGGCGGCAAGUCCAGCCUGGAGGACUGUCUGGCAGGGGGACCCAAGGGCUCUGGGCAGAUGCUGCCCAGUGGGUACCCGUCCGUAUGCUGCUCCCUGUGCAAUAACUGCUGGGCCGCCCGCCUGCCACCGCCGGGCUCCGCUUGCUGUGGGUGUUGGGGGGCAGCGCCCAGUCCCCUGCCUUGAGUCCAGGCUGGGCCCACCCUGGGAGGCAGCGAGAGGGGUGCAGUUGCUGUAGCCCACUCCCCAAUCUGUGGCAGAGCACAGGCCUACGCCCAGCACAGAACUGCCCAUUGGGGGGACCUCUGCCAGAUGGUCCAGCAGCACAAGGGGCUGGGGUGGGGGUCGGGCCCCCUGCCUCACUGUACCCCAGAAUAUAAGCUACUGAGAGUAUUAAUUUAUUGGGAAUGAGCUGAGGCAGAUUUCCCCAGAGAAACAAAAAGGUAUAACUUUAACAAAUAUAUAUUUAAAGAAAGAAAAAAUAUUGAUUCUAUAAAAAAACAUUUACCAACUGCAAGGACAUGAGUCCAGCUUGAGACAAAAGCUGUUAGAGGCCCUGGCCAUCUGUCUGUCCUUCCCUCCCUUUGUCCAGGAGUGGUGGGAUCCCUGGCCCAGUAGCACAAACAGGAGGCUGGGGUCCCGGGAGGAGUCCAGGCUCCACCAGGGCCUCCCCUCCGCUCUCUCUCCUAACUUCUCUGCGUCGGAAGAACUUGAAGGAUGUGCCUUGCUCGCUGCUGGGCUGUGUCUCCCUCACUUGGGAGACAACGGGGAGGCUCCCUCUUCUCCCAGGGGGUGCCAGUGUGAGGGUGCGCCGGGCUUUGAGGGAGCCGUGCACCCAGCAUGGUGAAUGUGGGCACGCCUGCUGGUGACUGCAGUGGGCGCAGGUAUGCAUGCCAGGCAGUGUGUGGUGCGAGGGAGGGUGUGCCUGACCCUCCCUGCGGCCACACAGCCCUGGGCAGGCAGCCAACCCAUCCCCACCUUAGUUCCCACGGACGCUUCUGCUCGUGGUCCAAGGCUGUGUUGUGUGGUUGUUCUCACCCCCUUCUUCUUCCUCUCCCAUCCUCCAAAAACUACUGGCUGGCCUCCUCUGUUGUGUUUGCUGAUCCACAUGUGUUGGGCAAAACUUUGACAUUUCUUAAAAAAAAUCUGAAAAUGCUAAAUACCAGUGAUUGUGAUGUGGGCAGGUGGAGUGAGUCGGCCAAGGUGGUGACGGUGUGUGAGGCCUAUUCCAGCUGUCACACCCUGGUGGAUCCCAAAUGGACGCACCUGGCCAUCUGUCUGGCCCCUCAGCAGGUGGGGAUGGGGGCCAGGCUGGAAGCUGCUGUUGGCUGUCAAUAAACAGCAGAAAACGGA
This is a messenger RNA of Manis pentadactyla (Chinese pangolin), 5981 nucleotides long. RefSeq names its product CASK interacting protein 1 (gene CASKIN1). The record is from RefSeq and is a predicted model, not a curated record. The transcript is spliced from 20 exons. Bases 126 to 4445 code for a protein of 1439 amino acids. Lineage: Eukaryota; Metazoa; Chordata; Mammalia; Pholidota; Manidae. Gene Ontology annotation, molecular function: protein binding.